AUGGAGGUGCUGCACCCAGCCAUGUACACCUGCACAGCUGUGCUACUGCUCUGCCUCUUCACCACCAUCAUCACCUACAUCGUCCACCACGGCACCAUCCUCAUCCCGCGGAAGGGUUGGCACAUGCUGCUUAACCUCUGCUUCCACAUCGCCAUGACAGCUGCCGUGUUCGCGGGAGGCAUCACCCUCACCGGCUACCGGAUCGUGUGCCAGGCGGUUGGCAUCAUCUUGCACUACUCCUCCCUCUCCACCCUGCUCUGGAUGGCGGUGAAAGCCCGAGUGCUCUACAAGGAGGUGACCUGGAAGGUGCCGCGGCCACCGGACGGGGACACGUCCCAGCCAGCCCCCAGACCCAUGCUGCGGUUCUACCUGAUCGCCGGUGGGAUCCCCCUCAUCAUCUGUGGGAUCACAGCAGCCGUCAACAUCCACAACUACCAUGACAACAACCCCUACUGUUGGCUCGUGUGGCGACCCAGCCUGGGAGCUUUCUACGUCCCCGUGGCUUUCAUCCUGCUGGUCACCUGGAUUUACUUCCUCUGCGCCGGCCUCAGCCUCCAGUGCCGACCUACACGCCGGAAAGACGUUCCAGAGCCGCUGGAGCCACCGCCACGGCUGGGGGCAACCGGCGACCUCCUGACAGACUCCGGGUCCAUCUCGGUGACGCUGAACUCGGGGCCGCCCUGCCCCGAGGGGGAUGGUGUCUACUCCCUGCGGGUGCAGUUCUGGGUGCUGGUGACCACCCAUGCCCU
Acanthisitta chloris (rifleman) is the source of this 749-nucleotide messenger RNA. Its product is annotated as G-protein coupled receptor 124-like. The record is from RefSeq and is a predicted model, not a curated record. The transcript has 5 exons. Gene Ontology annotation, biological process: cell surface receptor signaling pathway; G protein-coupled receptor signaling pathway; sprouting angiogenesis. The annotation marks the transcript as partial. NCBI's taxonomy places the organism in Eukaryota, Metazoa, Chordata, Aves, Passeriformes, Acanthisittidae. Gene Ontology annotation, cellular component: Wnt signalosome; plasma membrane. Gene Ontology annotation, molecular function: G protein-coupled receptor activity.